AAAGGAAAGCAAUUCUCUGUUGCCCUUUUUUCUUUUGCUUUCUUUGGAACGGAGUGAAGAGAAAGCAAGGUAUCUUAUAGUUUUGAAGCAUAAGCAAACAGCAAGACCAGGGGGAUAGUUUUGGUGAUGAAGACACAUUAAGAAGGUGGCAGCUGGGAUAAGCUGCGACUACGUAGUAUGUGAUGAACAAAGGAAACAUGAGCUGCAGUGGGAGGCUAUUGAUGGAGGAAAAAUAUGAGGAUGAGGAGAUUUCAAGGUUGGCAAUAUCUGAAUUUCAGUCCAGAGAGGAAGAGAUCGAGAGGAAGAAGAGGGAGGUUAAAGAGAAAGUUGAACUCCUUUUGGGUCGUGCUGAGGAAGAAGCAAAGCGCUUGAAACAGAUUUGGGAAGAACUCCAAGAACUCACCGAUCCAGCGAGGAAGGAAGCUGCAACCAUACGUAAGAAGAUAGACCUGGCUAACCGAGAGUUAAAGGCACUUGGACAAAGCUGCCAAAAGAAGGAGAAAGAGUACAAAGAUACUCUUGAAGCUUUCAAUGAAAAGAAUAGAGAAAAGGCACAGCUUGUUACCACUUUAAUGGAGCUGCUGACUGAAAGUGAGAAAUUGAGGAUGACCAAACUCGAGGAGCUGAGCAAGAAUAUGGAAUCUCUACAGUAGGUGUCCUUUCAGCUCCAUUCUCCUUUUACUGGCUUUUGUCUUUAAUUAGCUUAGAAUACAAAUCAUUCUUAAGUUAUAGCUACCUUUGUAUCAGUUUCUUCUGAUUGCUGCCAUCUUGUUCUUUGGUUUCUGAUGCAUGUUCAUUAAACUGUAUUUUGCUAUAUGAGGAUUCAUAGCUGACAGAUUGUAAUCGCCUUCUCUAAGUACUAAAACAAAAGAAUUGUGGAAAUGAUGCUAAAUGUGCAUGCUGAAGAGCCUGAAAUACAUAUAGUUUACUUCU
This is a messenger RNA of Rubroshorea leprosula, 933 nucleotides long. NCBI's taxonomy places the organism in Eukaryota, Viridiplantae, Streptophyta, Magnoliopsida, Malvales, Dipterocarpaceae. The record is from the annotation of a GenBank genome assembly.